UUUAUUAUUGAGUUCAACAAGAAGGUUGUGAAUAAAGUUAUUUAUUAUUCACUAUGUUAAUUUAAUCACACUUAUUUCUUCCAAAACAUAGACAAAGAAAAUGGUUCCAUGGAAUUCAUUUCCCUUACAAAUAAUCUAUCAAAUAUUUGGUUGGUUAGCUUUUCUUUCAUGGUCUCUUGCUGGCUACCCUCAACUCAUCUCAAAUUUUCGUAGAAAAAGUGUGGUGGGGUUAAGCUUAGAUUAUACAAUCUUGAACUUUACUAAACAUUGGUCGUAUCUCAUAUACAACGCUUCCCUCUUCUUUAGUCCAGUUAUUCAGAAACAGUACUUUGAGAAAUAUGGUUAUGGACAGAUGAUACCUGUGGCUGCUAAUGAUGUUGCUUUCUCCACUCAUGCAGUUAUAAUCAAUCUGAUUGUAAUAUCUCAAUUUGCAAUCUAUGGACAAGGAACUCAGAAGUUAUCCAAAUAUGUGAUUGCAAUAGUUGCUGUUGUAUGGUUAAGUGCUGCUGUUUGUUUUUUCAUAGCAUUACCAACCCAAUCUUGGCUUUGGCUAAUCUCCAUUUUCAACUCAAUUCAAGUCUGUAUGACCCUCAUCAAAUAUUGUCCCCAGGCAUUCAUGAAUUUCUUGAGAAAGAGCACAGAUGGAUUUAGCAUUGGCAAUGUUCUCCUUGAUUUUUCAGGAGGGAUAUUUAAUUAUUCACAAAUGGUUGUACAAUCCAUAGAUCAAGAUUCAUUGGUGAAUUUCUAUGGAAACAUAGGUAAAGUAAUGAUAUCUUUGGUAACUAUAUUCUAUGAUUCAAUUUUAAUGUUUCAACAUUAUAUACUAUAUUCUCACAAGAAAGUGUCAAUUACUUCUGAAAAUUCUGAAGAAAUCCAGAAACCACUAAUGUACUCAAGUUCAUCAGAUCAACAAAUCCAUGAUUCAGUGUGAAUUUUAUCAUCCUCUACCAGAAGUUGGAGGUUCUUAAAGCAUGUAGUGUACAAAACCAAAAUGAAUCAAUAUACCUUGUGUAAUUAAUGCUUGUCUGAAUAUUUUUAACAAAUAAAAUCAUCUUGUAUAUAUCAUUUUAA
Messenger RNA from Medicago truncatula (barrel medic), 1071 nucleotides. RefSeq names its product cystinosin homolog. Bases 101 to 931 code for a protein of 276 amino acids. Lineage: Eukaryota; Viridiplantae; Streptophyta; Magnoliopsida; Fabales; Fabaceae. The transcript is spliced from 8 exons. Gene Ontology annotation, molecular function: L-cystine transmembrane transporter activity. Gene Ontology annotation, biological process: L-cystine transport. Gene Ontology annotation, cellular component: vacuolar membrane. The record is from RefSeq and is a predicted model, not a curated record.